GAUAAAUUUAGUGUGAUCUUCUUUUGGAUUGAGAAAACCUAAUUUUUGGUUCAUCUCCUCAAUCCCUUCUCUCUCUUUCAAAAUGAAGUUUCUUCUCCAAUUUCCUCUUCUCAAAGGGAACAACAACAAUAGAUCAAAACAAACAAUGUCACAAAAAGUUACAAUACUAGUAGUAUUCUCAUCCUUGUUCGUAUUCCUUAUCACCAUAAUUUCUUAUUCUUUGCUGUGGAAGAUCAAUGAAUUCAGGGGGCUGGGGCUAUCUAUUGAUAUUGAUUAUGGUUUGAAGAAUGAGACAGAAAGUCUGCAGAAUCAGACAGAAAGUCUGAAAAAUGUGACAGAAAGUUUGAAAGAUCAGACAUGUUUGAGGAAUGAUACAGAAAAUUUGAGGUAUAGUUUGAGGAAUGAGAGAGAAAACAUGGCAUCAAAACCUUUGAAGAAGUGUGACAUUUUCAGUGGGGAAUGGGUGCCAAAUCCUGAAGCACCAUACUACACAAACACAACAUGUUGGGAAAUUCAUGAACACCAGAAUUGCAUGAAGUAUGGAAGACCAGAUUCUGAGUUCAUGAAGUGGAGAUGGAAGCCAAAUGAGUGUGAACUUCCCAUCUUCAACCCUUUUCACUUUCUAGAAAUUAUGAGAGGAAAAUCAAUGGCUUUUGUUGGAGACUCCAUUGGCAGAAAUCACAUGCAGUCCAUGAUUUGCCUGUUAUCUAGGGCUGAGUGGCCCAUAGAUGUAUCAUACACAGAUGAGUUUUCCUUCAAAAGAUGGCAGUACUCGAACUACAACUUCACAAUGGCUACUUUUUGGUCACCCUAUCUAGUUAGAGCUGAACAAGUUGAUUCAAAGGGUGAUCUCAUCAACAUUUAUCUUGAUGAGUUUGAUGAAAAAUGGACGGCUCAAAUUAAAGAGUUUGACUAUGUUAUUAUCAAUGGAGGACAGUGGUUCUUGAGGCCAAUAGUGUUCUACGAGAACCAAAAAAUUGUUGGAUGUCAAUAUUGUUCAUGGGAAAAUGUCACGCAUCUAACAUGGCACAGUGGCUAUGGGAAGGCUUUUAGGACUGCAUAUAAAGCCAUAGUCAAUUUAGGAAACUCCAAGGUUGUAACGAUUCUUAGAACGUAUGCUCCAUCUCAUUUUGAGAAUGGGGUGUGGGAUAAAGGUGGGAAUUGCAUAAGAACUAAGCCAUUUAAGAGUAAUGAAACAAGGUUAGAGGGCUACAAUCUUGAGUUACACACCAUACAAUUGGAGGAGUUCAAACGUGCUGAGAAAAAAGCUAUGAAGAGAGGUUUGAAAUUCAUGUUACUUGACACCACACAGGCUAUGUUACUCAGGCCAGAUGGUCAUCCCGAUAAAUAUGGUCACUGGCCUCAGGAGAAUAUGACAGUAUCUAAUGAUUGUGUGCAUUGGUGUUUGCCAGGACCUAUUGACACAAUGGCUGAUUUUCUAUUGGAAACGUUGAAAAGGGAAGGUGUCACAUCUUUUCCUAAAAAAGAUUUCAUCUAAAGACAAUUGUUAAUUAGAAUUAUUUUUCAAACUACAAUUGGCAAAUCUUGUCUUGUAAUUUGAUGUAUAAAGAUGAAUUGUUCUUAACAGGUUUUAUAGACUCAAUAGUGAUUUUUUAUUAGAAAAGUUGAAAAUGGAAGUUCUUAUAUAUCUUUCAUAUAAAACGAUAAAUGAAGCCUCUUUCUACCCGGAGAACUAACACCUUCCUUCCAUUUUCAAUAUUUCUAAUAGAAAAAUCAAUUCAGAGUCUAUAGGCCUGGCAAGCACCAAUGUCCAAUUUAUUUGUAUUAUAUAUGUUAUUAUCAUAGUAUUAUUCAAGGAACCCUAUUUAUGUUAACCCAGAUUCUAUCCACUCACAUAGAAGAUAAGAUCUAUCAAAAUCUGAGAAAAGAAUUCUCACACCCGCUUGCAUGAUAAAACAUAAAAACCAUGCAGAUGUACAAUUUCUAUGGGUAGAUAAUCAUCCGCAAUGUAAGUGGGUGAAAUGAAGAGCAAGUUUCAAUUACUAAAAACAAUAAUGACGACACACUUUCUUAGUGUUUUCAAUAUACUAUCUUCUAUUGAUUAAACUUCAUGUGAGCCUUAUUAUUUUCAAACUCAGACCCACCUAACGAGAUAGAAAUUGGAACUCACAUACUUAGUGUGACAAUGUGAAUUUCACCUUAUAAAAGAUAUUAUGUCAGAAAGAUCUUUUUGAGAAAAUGGAUUUAGACUUAAUUUAACAUGUAAAAGAAGGUUCAUGUCAAAUUAUGAAUUAUAACUCAAUAAUAGCUUUUAUCGAUAUGGAAUCUUCAAUGUAUCUUGUCGCACCAGAAAUCAAAUAUCUUAAAUUUGAUAUUUGUGGCUAAUGGCAGACUAUAUAAUAGACUCAACAAAUCUAUUAUGUUCUAGGUUUGCAACCAACAACCUAUACUUUAUAAUGUGAUCCUAAUUCUAGUCUAUCUGAAAUCUACAACACGAAUGUUAGAAGCAUUUUCCUGAAAUCUAACAUUGACUCGCAAAUUGAGAGGCAACUGAGAUGAAAUUCCAAAUAAAUACCCAAAACCAAAAUGAUGUAGUCGUUCAAGCAUUUUGCCAAACACGUAGAAUGCAAAGCUCCAGAAUGACAGGUGGGCCUCAAGUAAAAACCCACUUGGAAAGAAAAGCUCCAUUGCUAUAACACCAAGCUGGAAGCCCAAGGAUGGAGGAAACCCACCUAAGAAUGAAUCCUCAUGGCUGACCAACAUCCCUUGUUAUUUAUAUGCUAACUUUGUAGUUCAGUCCUAGAGUUCUUAGACAUAUAUUUGAUAAGUGCUCAAUGAAUUAAUUUUAAAAGGAAUUUGACACUUAUAUUACUUUGAUUUUGUUAAAAUUUUGUAAAAAAAAUCAUUCCAGUUUAGCUUUUUUGCAGUUAUUGAUAUCAAAAUCAAAGUGAAAAAAUAAAGAAAAUGGAUGAAAUUUAAGUAAUUAUGAACAAAAGUGACGUCUGUGCAACUGAGCGAAAAAAUUGAGGCUUAAGCUGCACAAGUAAACCCAUUGCAAAAGGAAACCUCAAGUAUUAAAUUUGAAGUUAAGUCACGAAAACUCUUUUCUAAAGAAGUUAUCUCAGGGUUGCGGCACCAAAGCAUGAGGCUUGAACCACAAAAGAAAACUCACCUAAGAAUGAAAACUCUGCAUUUGGAGCCCCAUGUGUGCUAAGCGUUGUCCUGGGCAAUUUAUAAAAACAGAGUUGCUUCCCAAUAUAGUGUUUGUAGAGAAGUGAGAUUGAGAGGAAGGAAAGUCAACUAUCUCAAAGACAAUUUGAACCCAAUAUACGUCAAAUGCAAAAUGAGAUAUAUAGUGUAGAUCAAAAGAUUAGGGUUGUCAAUCGGGAGAAGGGUAUCAUGACUGUUGAUUCAGAGGAUAGAGUUAUGUUAUCUCAUAAGAAAGUAGAGUUGGAAAAUCAGAAAAAGAAACAUAAGAAAAUGUAAAUCCAUUUUGUUUGUAUUCCCUUUACUUUCCACUUUUCGUUCUUUAGAAUUAUGUUUCAAAGUUGGCCAUCAUCUGUUUAUUAUUCUUUGCAGAUUUGAUGACCUUAAAGACAAAAUUAGAAAGGUGGUUAAAGGGAGGGUUCCUCUUGAUAAGGAUGUAAUAAAGGAAAUUACUCAAGCAUUAAGGUUGGGAAAAUCUUUUAAUUUUUUUUGUUUUUUAUGUUUACUCGUAGUUGUAAGCACCUACCUCUUGAAUUUGGACUGGGAACCUAACUCCAUCCUGAAAUGUAUAAGGUGAGAAUUGUCCAACCUUGUAUAAGCUCUACAUUGGCCAUAUGUACAGUUGAUGUGAAAUAUCAAACACACUCCUUGUUGAAUUUCUUAAUUCAAGAAGUCAAGAAAGCAAAUCAACCACACUAACAAUUAUACUUCUCUGAAUAUACUUCUCUUAUUCAAUGAACCAAGAAUACAAUUGUAUAGUAAUCCCUCCUAAGGAAGCUCGAUCUCCCUCCACUGGACUAAUGUUCCAGUCAACAACAAUUAUUAAUCUCAUUCCCCCUGCCCUUUUCCACUAAUUAUUAUUUAUACUCCCCUUUCCCUUUAACAAACUUCUAACAGAAACUUCCUCCUAAUUUCUAACGGACAUUUUCUCCUUCCCGUCUUUAUUUCUCCUUACAUAUGCUUUUAUUUCCUUACCAAUACCCCCCUCCAUCUCAGCAACCUUGUCCUCAAGGUUGAAAUUCGGAAAUUGUUGCUUGAUGUACAGUUCCUCUUCCCAAGUUGCUCCUUCUACUCCACCCUCUUGCCAUUGGAUCAGAACUUGGGAUACCUCAUUUCCUUGUUGAUUUUUUUCUCUCCUAUGUAAUACCUUUCAAGGUUUAUAUAAUGGACCUUCCACCUGUAGUUCCUCUGGCAAUUCCCCUUCCACCUUAUUCUCCCUCGCAACUUUCUUCAAUUGUGAUACAUGAAAAAUCGGGUGUGUUAUGGUGGUCACUGGCAGCUACAAUUUAAAAGCCACUAGACCCACUUGUUUUUCAACCAAGAAAGGUCCGUAGUAUCGAGCAGAUAGCUUGGGAUGCAGCCUAGCAUUGACACUUGCCUAUGGGGUUUUAUCUUAAGGAAGACCCAAUCCCCUUCUUUUAUAAUGGACUCCUUCCUCUUUCUAUUCGCAUACUGCACCAUCCGCUCUUGUGCUCUAGUCAGGUGAUGUUGCAGCUGAUUGAUAGCUUCAUCCCGCGUCUGCAAGUCCUGUACCACCACUUCUACCAAUGUUUCUCCUGGAAUAAAUCUGGUUAAUGCUGGCGGGGGUCUGCCAUAAAUUGUUUCAAAAGGAGUGCAUUUUUCCGCCCCCUGAUAACUGGUAUUAUACCAGUAUUCAGCCCAUGGUAACACUGUGUUCCAAGCCUUAGGUUGUUUUGAACAGAAACACCGUAAAUAGGUUUCCAGUACCUCAGUUUGGUCGUCCGUUUCUGGGUGGUAUGUGGUGCUCAUUCUUAAUUUGGUGCCCUGAAUUCUAAAAAGCUCCUUCCAAAAUGUACCGAUAAAAAGAGGAUCCCUGUCGCUAACAAUUGACAUUGGUAUCCCGUGCAGGCGCACCACUUCCCUCACGAAGAUUUCUGCAAUUACCUUUGUUGUAUAAGGAUGUUUUAUGGGAAUAAAGUGCCCAUAUUUGCUCAACCUAUCCACCACCACCAUUAUCGUUUCAAGCCCCUGAGAUUUUGGCAACUUAACCACAAAAUCCAUGCUUACUUCUUCCUAGAUUGCCUUGGGAAUAGGCAAUGGCUGCAGAAGUUCCUGAGGAGAUGAUGCCAUAUAUUUGUGUUGUUGGCAGACCAAACAGGAAGCUACAUAGUCUGUCACCCUCUUCUUCAUACCCUUCCAAUGAAAAGCCUGGGCAUGAUGGAAUUUUGUAUACCCCCGAAUGUCCCCCUAUAGUAGAAUCAUGGAAUUCUACUAAAAUCUUUGGUAUCCAUUCAGACUUUUCUGAAAGCAUGAGCCUUCCCUUAAAAUGUAACAUCUCGUUCUUCAUUGUGUAAGCAUGAUGGGAAUCGGGAUCAUUCUUUAUCUCUUCAAUUAUCUUUUUCAGCCCUUCAUCCUUCUCCACUUCCUCUAUUAUCUCUUGAAAAUCAGGCCAAUAUGGUCUGGUUAUCACUUGUAACGUCUUGUCCCCAUCUUCCCCUUCUUCUCCUUUCCUAGACAAUCCGUCUGCCACCCUGUUUGAAGCACCCGUCCUAUAAUAUAUAUCAAACUCAUAUCCCAUGAGUUUUGCUAACUAGUUUUGUUGGUUUUGAGUUAUUGUGCGUUGCUCCAACAAAUACUUCAAGCUUUUCUGAUCUGUAAAAACACUGAAACGCUUCCCCAGUAGAUACGAACACCAGUGUUGAAUGGCCAACACCAGGGCCAUCAACUCCUUCUCGUAAACUGACUUGCCCAAUGAACCUUCUGAUAACGCCUUGCUGUAAUAAGCUAUGGGCUUCUUAUUUUGUGACAAUACCGCUCAUAUUCUCUUCCCCGAAGCAUCACAUUCAACUUGGAAAGGCUGUGAAAAAUCUGGCAGAGCAAGAACAAGAGGAGUGGUCAUUGCCUUUUUAAGAGCUUGCAUGGCUUCUUCUCCUGCAGUUGUCCACUCAAACUUCCUCUUCUUCAAAAGAUCCGUGAAAGGUCGAACAAUUUUCCCAUAAUUCCUUACAAAUCUCCUGUAAUAUCCAAUGAGCCCUAGAAACCCCCUUAACUCUUUAAUGCAACGGAGUGCUGGGCAUUCGGUCACUGCAGACACUUUAUCUCCAUCCAUCUCUACCCCCUUUUCGGAUAUCAUGUGUCCCAAAUACCGAAUGUGCCUCUUGCCAUAAUCACACUUUUUCUUGUUGGCAAACAGCUGAUGUUAUUCUAGCUCUUCCAGCACCUGCCUAAGGUGUUUCUCCUGAUCCCCCCAUGACUUAUUGUACACCAAGAUGUCAUCAAAGAAUACCAACACGCUCUUCCUCAAGAACGGUCUCAACAACGAAUUCAUCAUGUCUUAAAAGGUGGUCGGAGCAUUUGUGAGGCCAAAGGGCAUUACUAAGAACUCAUAAUGUCCUAAAUGAGUUCUAAAGGUUGUUUUGGGUAUAUCGGCCUCCUUCAUCCUUAUCUGGUGGUAUCCAGAUUUUAGAUCCACCUUAGAAAAAUAAACUGCACCGUAUAAUUCAUCUAGAAGCUCUUCAAUUACAGGAAUUGGAUAUUUAUUGGAGAUAGUUGUUCUGUUUAAAGCUCUGUAAUCUACACAAAAACGCCAGCUCCCAUCUUUUUUUUUAACCAGAAUUACUGGACUGGAAAAUGGGAUGUUACUGGGCCUAAUAAUACCAGGCCCAACAUCUCCUGAACCUGCUUUUCUAUUUCAACCUUCAUUAAGUGAGGAUACCUAUAUGGUCUCACGUUCACUGGCUCAGUACCUUCUUUAAUGGUUAUCUGAUGGUCCACUUUUCUGACAGGAGGAAGUCCUUGUGGCAUCUCAAACACCCUCUCGAACUCCCCCAAGAUCUUUUCCAAAUUUGCUUCCUGCAAGGGAGUUAAACCCUCUACUCCUAAGUUUUCUGUUGUUGUUUCAGAUUGAUGCAGACCCCACACCACUGUUAGCGUUUCAAUCCCUGUUUCCUUCUGCAACGCCUCGGGAUUGAUGACCUUCAUCAUCAAUCUGCUAUCACCUCUUAUCACUACCUCUCCUUCUGUCGUCCCAUACUUCAUGGUUAUUUGCUUCCAGUCCACCCUAAUUUCCCCCAACAUGGCCAGCCACUCUACUCCCAGCAUGACGUCGACUCCCCCUAUUUCAAAGAGGUAAAAAUUCUCUUUAAUUUCCACUCCUUCCAGUAUCAGUGAAACUCCCAUGCAACGACCUCGCAUUUCCUUUCUUUGGUCGUCCCUCAGGCAAACGCAAUACGACGCCGUCUCCUCCUUCUCUAAACCCAUCUCGUUCGCCAAACUUGUCGAGAUGAAGUUAUGACUCGCUCCGCUGUCAAUGAGCAAAUUACUCUUUGAUCUCGAAUCCACCCCGACAACUUCAUCGUUUUGGAUUAAGCGAUUCCCCCAGCGGAAUACACCGAUAAUUCCAUGCAUCGUUGUUCCGCCUCCUCUUCUGCCUCUGCCACUUCUUCGUCUUCGUCAUCGGUCCCCAUAAUCAUCACCUUGAAACUCCUCUCCGCACAACGAUGUCCUGAGCUAUAAGGACCCCCACAAUGAAAACAGCGGCCCUCCUCUCGCCUCUUGAGAUAUUCCGGAUAUGGUAGAGUUCGCACUCCGCGACUCGGCCCGCCUCCGCCUGUAUUUCUUUCUACCUUUGAAUCGGUGGUUUCAAUCGUCUCAUCUUUCUUUGGACCGAGACCUCUGCCGCUACUCCCCUGCCUCUCCGAUGACCCGCGAUAAGUCUCCGUUCGCGCUACAGUGCCCGCGCUGGCCGCAUAUUUCCCCCACAUCGAUCCUCCUUUCAUCGUUCCCCCACCGCCAGACGUCCUCGCCACUAAUCCCGAUUGCUCCACGUCCCGUGCCCUUUCCAUCGCGGUUAACAGAUCGCACAGAUCGUAAGGUCUAACGAGAUCCCUCAGUUCUUCUUGUAAUCCAGCGAAGAAAUAUCCGAGAAGUUGUUCCUCCGUCACGCCAGCCGCCUAAGCCACCAGGACUUCGAAUUCCUGUACAUAUUUUUCCACUGUUCCUCUUUGUCGCAUUGUCGCCAAUUUUUCGAAGAUUGUUCCCCGAUGUCUACAUCCGAACCUCCUGACCAUCACCUCCGUCAAUGUCGCCCAAGUAGGAUUCUUCACUUUCUUCCGCCAAAAACAAAACCAAUAAUUUGCUCCUCCCUCCAUAUAGAUGUACACCAGCUUCAUCUUCUCCCUUUCUGUCACAUUUUGUAAUUCAAAAAUUUUCUCCACCCUAGCAAUUCAUUCCAUCAGAUCGAUCCCUUCGAAAGCGGGUAAUUCCACUCUCUUCAUCCAACUCUUUUGAACAUCGCGUUCUUCCUCCGAUUCUUCUUCUGAUUCAUCCUCCUCCGUAUCCCGACUUCCAUUAACCGAUUGACUUCCUUCAGAACUCCUCCCCUGGUUCCCUCUUCUCCCACAGUCGUGAUUCACGUUUCGAGCCAUUCCCCUCAUCUCUGCUCGAAUUUCCUCCAACGUCGCUUCCAUGGCAUCGAAUAUUCCCUCCAAUGCACUCACCUUGUUCUCCAUCUCGUCUCUCCUUCGAUCUGGAUCUGGCAGGUCGGACCAAUAAUGUUGGACUUCUUAAUUCAAGAAGUCAAGAAAGCAAAUCAACCACACCAACAGAUUACACUUCUUUGAAUAUACUUCUCUUAUUCAAUGAACCAAUAAUACAAUUGUAUAGUAAUCCCUCCUAAGGAAGCCCGAUCUCCCUCCACUGGACUAAUGUUCCAGUCAACAACAAUUACUAAUCUCAUUUCUCCCGCCCUUUUUCACUAAUUAUUAUUUAUACUCCCCUCUCCCUUUAACAAACUUCUAACAGAAACUCCCUCCUAAUUUCUAACGGACAUUUUCUCCUUCCCGUCUUUAUUUCUCCUUACAUAUACUUUUAUCCCCUAUCACUCCUCAGGUUCAAAACUUGUUGAACCAAGUUCACUUUGAGAGUUGAGGAUGAGCCGAGAUAAGAUUUAUGAUAUGUUGGAGUUGCAAGUAUAAGUGAAAAAGUCUCACAUUGGGUAAGAUUGCAAACUAUAUCACAAUUUACCUUGUAUUGAAUUUUCUUUCUGGUGCAGGGCUGUUGGAGGGGAAUCUGAUGAUAUUAAUGCAAAGUACUGCGAUGCUGAGAAGGAAGUCAAUAUGUUGCAAAUAAAAAUACAAGAAGUUAAUGGUAACCUAUCCAAACACCACAAGGAUUUGGAAUGUAAGUGCUGUCUAUCAUUCAAAGAAGUUGAGCAUAAACAUUUUAGUUUUUGAAGGAAAUCAAUGUUUGAGUUCUGCAUGCUUAUUGUUGCAAUGGAUUGCUAUUCUGUCAUGCCAAUGCCAAUAGAUUGCUAUUCUGCAUAUCAACAUGAUAAUAAUAUGCAGUAAAUAUAAAUAGCCUUCUAUUUAGCAUUUUGUAUGCGUCUCUUGAUAUAGGUGAUGGU
Vigna angularis (adzuki bean) is the source of this 9532-nucleotide messenger RNA. Its product is annotated as protein trichome birefringence-like 19. The record is from RefSeq and is a predicted model, not a curated record. Lineage: Eukaryota; Viridiplantae; Streptophyta; Magnoliopsida; Fabales; Fabaceae. The transcript has 2 exons. The coding region runs from base 83 to 1498 and encodes 471 amino acids. Gene Ontology annotation, cellular component: Golgi apparatus. Gene Ontology annotation, molecular function: O-acetyltransferase activity.